UACUUUUCAAACUUACAUAGUAAUAAUUGUUUUGUAAAAUAUUACAAAUUAUUUAGUGCUACUUUUCAAACUUACAUAGUAACUAAAUUUUCAUAUAGUUUCACGUAAUUUGUACACAAUCAAAAAUGAUACUAGUGCAAUUAAUUUCAUGUUCUGAAAAUAGCCAGGAUAUGGAUCCAAUAUUAUUCGAAAUAAAUGAUAACGAUAGAAUUUUCGAGCUAAAGCAAAAGCUGGAGCCAGUAUUAGCGAUUCCUCUAUCUCAGAUUAAUAUUUAUACAUCUGAAGAGAGAAUUUCAGACAAGGAGGUUAUUUCGGACGUUAUGAGAGCACAAGAUUCGGGAACGGAUGCGCUUAUCCAUGUAUUCCAAGGCAAUACUUACCUGGCAAAUCUGUCGUUUUACCGGCAGUUAAAGAGAGAUGGGCAACCUGUGGAAUCGGAGUACAUUGGGAUUUUGGAUCCGUCUUCCAGUAGUAGCAGCGCCGUAUCGGGUUUGCGAAGGAAUAGGCUCCCUAAUUGGAUAAACUGGCAGCUGGCGAUAGCACAAGGUCGGUGCUAUUGCACAACAAUCGGCCCAGGUCUGGGAUCCUGGCCGCUGCUGAUGAGCUCAAAUGCGAGUCGUCCUCGAGCAUGGAGGAGGAGCAGCCCUCGAGCAGCUCGAGCGUGGCUAAUGCAGUGCAUUGACAGGACAAAGGACUGCUGCCAGCAGCAGAACUGCAACAAGCCCGAUACUCGACCCCCCUACGCACGUACUAUGCCCGAAAACAGGCGCUACGGGUUGGUGGUCAGCAAUCUGGACUGCUGCGAAGAUGUGGACGCGGAAGCGGUGGUGGCCCACAUAUUUCAAUUAUAUGAAUCAUGUAGUAUUACGGCGUUGCGUUUUAGCGAUUGCGUCUCGAUGGCCAAGUUCGGUUCGAAUCUGUUAAUCGUGUGCGUGGACGAUGAGACCGCAAAUUGGGUGGUCAGCGCGGUGGACUCCUUGUGCCCACCCCAUUCGUGCUUGCCAUUUUUAAAAUUCUUCGAUCUGUUAAGAUGUUCAUUCGUACUGCCUCUGGUGCGACCCGGCGAGCCAUUGUGUAGCAUGUUUUCACUAAUGGAAAAACAGAACCCGACUCUGGUUACAGAUAAGUGGAGUGUCGUCGAUCGCACUCCUGUGGAUACGUGCGAUCCCGAUCUCGUUACGGACCUCUGUCCGAACGAAGUAAUAGAGCUGUACAUCGACGAAGACAGCAGAGAUUUAAUUUCUCAACAAUGCUCCAAAAUAGUGUAUUUUUGCUGGCACUUGAAGGUCAACUUUGAAUGUUAGAUCUUCACCAAUAUCGGAUAAACCAGAUAAUGUACGGUAUGAAGGCGGCAAUUCGUAACGACGCACGAACGGUCACAUUCGCCCAACGCAGCGAAGAAAACCACCACCACCCGAGGAUUAACAACG
Messenger RNA from Drosophila suzukii, 1430 nucleotides. RefSeq lists its product as uncharacterized. The record is from RefSeq and is a predicted model, not a curated record. Gene Ontology annotation, molecular function: protein binding. Lineage: Eukaryota; Metazoa; Arthropoda; Insecta; Diptera; Drosophilidae.